AUGGCUGACGACAAGGUCGGCGCCCCGGCGCUCGACACCACCAUCGAGUCGGGCAACUUUGACGAGAAGAAGGCGCAACAGCAGCAGGCUGCCGAGCAGGCGCCGCCCAAGAAGGUGGCGGCCGUCGAGGACGACGACGAUGAUGACGAGGACAUCGAUGCCCUGAUCGAGGAUCUCGAAUCCCAGGAUGGCCACGGCAUCGAGGAGGAGGAGGAGGAGGGCACCCCCGGCGGCGGCCGCGUCGUCCCCGAGGACAUGCUCCAGACGGACAGCCGCGUCGGUCUCACCGAGGCCGAGGUCGUCGCCCGCCGCCGCAAGUACGGCCUGAACCAGAUGAAGGAGGAGAAGGAGAACCUCAUCCUCAAGUUCUUCUCCUACUUUGUCGGUCCCAUCCAGUUCGUCAUGGAGGCUGCCGCCGUCCUCGCCGCCGGUCUCGAGGACUGGGUCGAUUUCGGUGUCAUCUGCGCUCUGCUCCUGCUCAACGCCUGCGUCGGCUUCAUCCAGGAGUUCCAGGCUGGUUCCAUCGUCGAGGAGCUGAAGAAGACGCUCGCCCUCAAGGCCGUCGUCCUCCGUGACGGCACCCUCAAGGAGAUCGAGGCCCCCGAGGUCGUCCCCGGUGACAUCCUGCAGGUGGAGGAGGGUACGAUCAUCCCCGCCGACGGCCGCAUCGUCACCGAAGAUGCUUUCCUCCAGGUCGACCAGUCCGCCAUCACUGGUGAGUCGCUUGCCGUCGACAAGCACAAGGGCGACAACUGCUUCGCCUCGUCGGCCGUGAAGCGUGGCGAGGCUUUCGUCAUCGUCACCUCGACCGGCGACAACACCUUCGUCGGCCGCGCCGCCGCUCUCGUCUCCCAGUCGGCCGGUGGCACUGGUCACUUCACCGAGGUGCUCAACGGCAUCGGCACAAUCCUCCUCGUCCUCGUCAUCGCCACCCUCCUCGUCGUCUGGAUCUCCUCCUUCUACCGCUCCAACCCCAUCGUCGACAUCCUGCGCUUCACCCUGGCCAUCACCAUCGUCGGCGUCCCCGUCGGUCUCCCCGCCGUCGUCACCACCACCAUGGCCGUCGGCGCCGCCUACCUCGCCAAGAAGCAGGCCAUCGUCCAGAAGCUGUCGGCCAUCGAGUCCCUCGCCGGCGUCGAGAUCCUCUGCUCCGACAAGACGGGCACCCUGACCAAGAACAAGCUGUCCCUCUCGGAGCCCUUCACCGUGCCCGGCGUCGACCCCGACGACCUCAUGCUCACGGCCUGCCUCGCCGCCUCGCGCAAGAAGAAGGGCAUCGACGCCAUCGACAAGGCUUUCCUCAAGGCCCUCAAGUACUACCCCCGCGCCAAGAGUGUCCUGUCCAAGUACAAGGUGCUCGAGUUCCACCCCUUCGACCCCGUCUCCAAGAAGGUGCAGGCCGUUGUCGAGUCCCCCCAGGGCGAGCGCAUCACCUGCGUCAAGGGUGCUCCCCUCUUCGUCCUCAAGACCGUCGAGGAGGACCACCCCAUCCCCGAGGCCAUCGACAAGGCGUACAAGAACUGCGUCGCCGAGUUCGCCACCCGUGGCUUCCGCUCCCUCGGUGUCGCCCGCAAGCGCGACGGUGGUGCUUGGGAGAUUCUCGGCAUCAUGCCCUGCUCGGACCCUCCCCGCCACGACACGGCCCGCACCAUCAACGAGGCCAAGAUUCUCGGUCUGUCCAUCAAGAUGCUGACCGGUGACGCCGUCGGCAUCGCCCGUGAGACGUCGCGCCAGCUCGGUCUCGGCACCAACGUCUACAACGCCGAGCGUCUCGGUCUCGGCGGCGGCGGUGACAUGCCUGGUUCCGAGGUCUACGAUUUCGUCGAGGCCGCCGACGGCUUCGCCGAGGUCUUCCCCCAGCACAAGUAUGCCGUCGUCGAGAUUCUUCAGCAGCGUGGCUACCUCGUCGCCAUGACGGGUGACGGCGUCAACGAUGCUCCCUCUCUGAAAAAGGCCGACACCGGCAUCGCCGUCGAGGGUGCCUCCGACGCCGCCCGCUCCGCCGCCGACAUUGUCUUUCUCGCCCCCGGCCUGGGUGCCAUCAUCGACGCCCUCAAGACGUCUCGCCAGAUCUUCCACCGCAUGUACGCCUACGUCGUCUACCGUAUCGCCCUGUCCCUGCACAUGGAGAUCUUCCUCGGCCUCUGGAUCGCCAUCCUCAACCGCAGCUUGAACAUUGAGCUCGUCGUCUUCAUCGCCAUCUUCGCCGACGUCGCCACCCUCGCCAUCGCCUACGACAACGCUCCCUUCUCGCCCACGCCCGUCAAGUGGAAUCUGCCCAAGCUCUGGGGCAUGUCUAUCCUUCUCGGUGUCGUCCUGGCCGUCGGUACCUGGAUCGCCCUCACCACCAUGUACGUCGGCGGCGAGGACGGCGGUAUCGUCCAGAACUUUGGUGACAUCGAUGCCGUCCUCUUCCUCGAGAUCUCCCUCACCGAGAACUGGCUCAUCUUCAUCACCCGCGCCAACGGUCCCUUUUGGUCGUCCAUUCCUUCGUGGCAGCUCAGCGGCGCCGUCUUCAUCGUCGACGUCAUCGCCACCCUCUUCUGCGUCUUCGGAUGGUUCGUCGGCAGCCAGACCAGCAUCGUCGCCGUCGUCCGUAUCUGGAUCUUCUCCUUCGGCAUCUUCGCCGUCAUGGGUGGUCUCUACUACUUCAUGCAGGGAUCGGCCGGCUUCGACAACCUCAUGCACGGCAAGUCGCCCAAGCGCAACCAGAAGCAGCGAUCGCUGGAAGACUUUGUUGUCUCCCUCCAGCGUGUGUCCACCCAGCACGAGAAGUCGCAGUAA
Messenger RNA from Drechmeria coniospora, 2784 nucleotides. RefSeq names its product Plasma membrane ATPase. The transcript is spliced from 4 exons. Gene Ontology annotation, molecular function: ATP binding; P-type proton-exporting transporter activity; ATP hydrolysis activity. The coding region runs from base 1 to 2784 and encodes 927 amino acids. NCBI's taxonomy places the organism in Eukaryota, Fungi, Ascomycota, Sordariomycetes, Hypocreales, Ophiocordycipitaceae. The record is from RefSeq and is a predicted model, not a curated record. Gene Ontology annotation, biological process: regulation of intracellular pH; proton export across plasma membrane. Gene Ontology annotation, cellular component: plasma membrane.